Molecule: messenger RNA, 5145 nt
Organism: Adelges cooleyi (spruce gall adelgid)
Lineage: Eukaryota; Metazoa; Arthropoda; Insecta; Hemiptera; Adelgidae
Gene: pwn
Product: mucin-5AC
Exons: 11
Coding region: 396-3740 (1114 amino acids)
Molecular function (GO): calcium ion binding
Source: RefSeq, a predicted model, not a curated record
GGCGGCGCACUAGUGUCAGUGACUUCAACGCCCGACGGUUCAGUUUCUGGCUGUCCGAGUAGUGUGUGACGUCAAUAUACUAUAAUAUUAUACACCGCCACACGCCGAGUAAGAGUUUUCGAAAGAAAAAAACUGUCUUGAAGAUUCGAAAAAUCCGUUUGACAUUUUUUUAAAUUUUAUACAAAGUUUAGCGCUAUUUCAUUUUUGUUUCCGGUUUCGGUUUAUAGCCGGUUCGUUGGUGUUUUUUUUCGCCCCGUUCUGACGGAUAAGUGCUUUUUUCGAGUGAUACUAAUUAAGUGUGUGUGUUUUGUGUGCGCUCGUGUUACGCCCGCGACAAUUGAUAUCGAUUGUUCCACACGAAAAUGUGAUUAAGCCCUGUCACGUGACCGUCCAUCAUGAGGAGUAAACUAGCAAAAGCCGCCAUAGUUUUGUGGCUAGUCGCCAUUUUCGUUACAGGUGAAGCGCUGAGCAAUGACCACCGACCUGAAGAACAAGUGCGCGUUAGGCGGCGUCACUUGGACUCGGCGACGAAAACUCACGACUCAAACGAGAUCGACGAGCCGCACCGAGUCGGACGCAUGUCGCUGACAGAAGUCCAACGACCGGAGCCUACGGUUGCGUGCGCAGGCCGUUGUGCGACGAGAAACGAGAACGACGUUGUGGAUGACACGUUGGGGCUCGUUGACAGGACGGCCGUUUCGGGCGCGUCCGCGGCCGUCGUCUUCGACGAGGAGACGUCGCCAUCGCAGUACUAUUACGAGUACGUGGGCCCGACACGGAGUUCGGGGGAAGCCAAGAGGGCUUCGUCGCGUGGCAGAUCACUCGUACCGACGACGGAGCCCAAUACUGCACAGCGUCCGCUAGCGGGUGCGACGUCGACGGCGGGUACCGAGAAGACCCGUAAGGCCGGCAACAGCGACAUGGAAGACAUACUGGACGGGUUCGUGAAAUUGUUGAACGGACAGCAGGCCCAAGGGAUGCGACAGCCGCCCAAGUCGCGAAUCAACAAUCGCGGCCCGCCCCGCAUAUCAGACGCGCCCGUCGUGAUCGAACCGCCCGCGUUUUUGCCCAUGCCCCAACAGAGCAUAAGUAUCAAUAACAAUAACAAUAAUAACAAUAACAAUAACAAAAUUUUGCAAAAAGACCCUCCUCCCUACCCGUUCGACAUACCGCAGCAACCCGUCCGGACGCUUCCUCCGCAACCGCCCAGUCUAGUCAAACCGUUCUUGACUGGCGUGCCGCUACCCGAACAGCUGGUGCCCACCGAAGAGAUUUCCUCGUACGACGACCAGAUAGGUUUGCAGCCGCCGCCGCCACCCCCGCCAUCUAGAAGACCGUCGCCCACGUACCAGACGUCGGCCAAACCACAACAGGACUACAACGUGGCGUCCCAACAGUAUAACCGAACGAGCACACCGGAACCGGAAAGGGCGACCGUGCCGGACAGAGUGACCGCGCCGACGGUGGCAGACAGGGACAGAACGACGGAAAAGCCACCGGCCACGGACGAUCCUCAGAUGGACAUCAACGCGACCCGAGUGCUCGGCGUCCAGGUGUCCAAGAUCGUCAAUCACUUGCAGUCUUCGCCGCCAGCGUUCCCAUCGUCGCCGGCCGGACACGUCGAAAAAGUGACCGUCACUCCGGCCAUCGAGUCGACGACGGCAAAACCCACAUCACCGACCACAAACUCGACGGCCGCACCCACCGAAUCCACCGCGGGCGCGGAACUCAUCACUGGCGUCGGGUCGGCCGUGGUCGUGCUAGAACCGUCCACUUCCGAAGUGCCACAUCGAGAAGACACGCACAAGCCUACGGACAAUAAGUUGCCGGUCAAACCGACAGCGCCUGUGAAGAAAACCUCACAACAGUCGGAGGGAUUCCCGUAUUAUUCACGUCCUGGCAUCGUGUUGGACGACCCGGAAUUCAAACCACAUAUCGGGGGCCAACGUCGACCCAUCCAAGUGCAAGUGCCAAGCAAAGGAGACGUAUUCGACAUCAUGGUAUCGGCUAUUCAGGGACCGGGCGACAAAGCCGGACCUAUAACAGCCGACGAAAUAUCACCGUCGGGUGUCGGCAAAGGGGAAGUGUCUGUGAUAACUUCGGCUGAGCCUAAUCAACAGUACGUGUCCAUAGACGGCAAAAGGACUUACAUAAAUCUAUUUGGAUCGCCGGAACCCACGGCCGUAGCACCUCCGUCGAUCAAACCGACCAGCGCUUCGUCUGGGUCGUUUUCGGUCAGCCAAGUACUGCAGCAACCCCACGGCCCAGCGGCCGGGUCCGGAUCCGCAACGGCUAGCACAAAGGCUCCUGUGCCGGCUUGGAAACGACCGACACAUCCGCCGGUCAGGAUCGACACUUGCAUUGUCGGCGACGACUCCACGUGCGAUGCGACCCAACACGAAAGGUGUCGCACCGAGAUGGGCGUGUCCUCGUGCCUUUGCAGACCAGGGUACAGCCGGCGCAAGCACAGGGACCCGUGUCACCGUAUCGUGUCGAUAGUGUUUUCUUUGCGUGUCGACCGGUUGUACGACACCAAAAUAACGUGGACUGACAAAUACAAGGACUCCGAGAGCCAAGAGUAUCAACAGUUGGAAUACGAAGCCGUAAGAGCGAUCGAUUCGGCGUUUUCGAUGACACCGUUCUCGGACACGUUCGUGGGCUCCAAAAUCAACAACGUUUACAUGUCAAAAACGACUCCUGGCACGCCGGUAAUGGUGAACGCCACGGUGCAGUUGACAGAAAACGCCGAACACUUGCGUUCCAGCGUCAAGCAAGACGUGCAAAAGCAGCUGACGGGCGCUUUGCAAAGGCGCAACAACAACGUGGGCACCAGCAAUCUCUGGGUUGACUCGCCGGCUGGAGCUGUUGCUCAGUUGCACGAUCUAGACGAGUGUGCCAGUCCUGAGCUGAACGACUGUCAUCCGCUUGGCAAAUGUACUAACUUGUUCGGUACGUUCCAAUGUGCUUGUCCCGACGGCUACAGAGAUCCUUGGAUUGGUAAUGUACAACGCAGCGGCCGGACUUGCGAGACCUGUGAUCCGGCCCAAUGUAACCUGCGCGGUGAAUGUUUCUUCCAGGCCGGACAGCCCGUCUGCAAGUGUUCCGGAUCUUUCUACGGCGCUCAGUGUGAGAUCGACGGUGAAGUGCUGAGCGUGGCCGUCGGCUCUUCGGUCGCGGCCAUUUCGAUUAUCGUACUUACCCUGGUGUGCUUGUGUGCUUGGAGCCGUCGGUGGAACAAAGAACAGAAAGUCGGUUCGCCGGUGUUUGGGUACAUGCCGACCGGCGGGAGCACGGUGAAAACGCCCGUCAUAGGCGGACCGCCUUACCAGGUGUCCAUCGAAGACCGCAUGCGGUGGGCUCAGAUCGCCGAUGCCAUGGCGCACGCAAACCAUUAUGCCCCCGAACCCGGCAACGGGACAAUGCGUUCUAAUAUGUUUGGAUAUGCUGGUGCACCGAUGCCCUUACCACGACUCCGGCCACCUGGUACCGGCACCAUGUCCCACGCAUUCCGAACUCCCGAAUCCAGCACUAGCGAAGAAGAAGACAGGACCGACCUGUUGGGUCGCAGCUUCCAAGCAUCUAGGCCCAAGAGCCGAUCGUCUCUCGCUAACCAGAGCGGUAUUUACUAUGACGUGGACUACGAACAACAGCAACAGCAACAGUCAGAAAUGUUCUCGCCCGGUUGCAUACCGCUUAGCACUUACACCAUAGGAAGUCGGUCCAACUACUACAGGGCAUGAUCAAGCACAUAUCCAUCCGAUCGGACCAGACUGAUGAUCAAGCUCAGGACACCGUAACAAUAGCGGAUUAUUAUAUAAUAUGAUAAACGUUUUAUUUAUUAUUAUCAUUAUAUUGUAAACUAAAUGAUAACGGUGUCAUCGACACGUACCUUACCCCUGAACAUGUAUACAUAUAAUAUGCCAUUGAAAAGUAUUAUUAAAAUAAUACAAUAAGUCGCGACGAUAAAGUAAUAAUUGUUUCCCUUACACGUUAGUUGUAAUUUGUAAAUAUAUAUAUAUAUAUAUACAUUAUUAUUAUUAAUGAAAGUUUAUGAUAAUAUGGUCUAAUAACGAGAAUAUUGUAUACUGUUGAUGUCAUAGGCGCAACUCGAACAGUCGAGAGUCGAUAUUAUCACUGGCCAAGUACUUCCACUGUCCAGUUUACCAAAAGUUAUUUUGGAGAAAUUAACAAUUAAAGUCGUUUCAGUUUUAAGAUAAAUUGUUUGUCUUGUUGUAGACAUUUUAUACAACUUUUGAUAUUCGCAUAGAACCGAUAACUAAGUUGUUAUUUGGCUUUGUAGUUGAUCUAGCCAUGAUACAUAUGUUUUUUUGUGCAAUAUGAAAAUUGCGCCGUCGAUAGAUACAAGUGGCUACUUAAAGUAUUUUAAGUACAGGGACUUUGGCGUGACUUCACCGACCGACAUAUAGAAAACUUGGUGAUGUCACGCCGCCCGAAAGACUUGCAUAACGCAAAUCCGUUUAGGAAUAUUUUUUAAAACUAUGUUUCUUCAUAAAUAUUAAGUAUUAUAUUCGUUUGGUACAUUUGUGUUAGCACGCAUGUGCAUGAUGAUAACGGUGGCGCCGAAGAAACCACCGUCGAUGUUUGAUCGUUGGUUGUACUCGCCAAUUUUUUUAAAAAUCAUUAUAAAAUAUACCGUACGUCAGCGACCAAAGCAAAAUUACAUAAUGGCAUCAAGUAUGACAAUAAUUAUAAAAUAUAAAUCCUUAUAACUUAGUCUUGUCGAAACUCCUCGAUAACAUGCUCUUAUGGUCUAAAAUGAAAUCAGUCCACUUAGCUGACAAAGCCUUUCAGUUGUUUAAAAAUAAAUUUGAACACCUCAAUUUGGCCCGCUUGGUCCCUGAUCAUUUGUUAUUAACACCGAGAAUGUAAUGCAAAUACUCUAAGAGUCAUUUACUGUCUUGGCACAUAAUUUAACAACCAACGGUCAAAUUGUUCUAAUUGUCAUUAUUUUUGUAAUAAUAUUGUAUUCGAUUAGUAGUACUAAUUAGGUAGAAGUCUCGUGGACAUUAUCCGGCCGUCGUUAUCGUUAUUAUUAUUAUUUUAUUUAUUGACUACAUAAUAUGUACACGUGUAGUACUGCUAUUAAUUUAACGUUAAGUUUGAUUCAAUUGUACAUUUUAUAUU